This is a messenger RNA of Oncorhynchus kisutch (coho salmon), 7175 nucleotides long. RefSeq names its product oxygen-dependent coproporphyrinogen-III oxidase, mitochondrial. Lineage: Eukaryota; Metazoa; Chordata; Actinopteri; Salmoniformes; Salmonidae. The record is from RefSeq and is a predicted model, not a curated record. Gene Ontology annotation, molecular function: coproporphyrinogen oxidase activity. The coding region runs from base 136 to 1479 and encodes 447 amino acids. Gene Ontology annotation, cellular component: cytoplasm. The transcript is spliced from 8 exons.
AGCCAAGGACACACCCCCGGACCUUAGCGUGCCUGCACGGCUGUCUACUUGUGAUUGUAGUUUUCAGUUUUGCUAGAUGGAUGUCUACAAACUGUACAUUUUACAUGGAGAUGACAGCUAGAUAAUUUACAAAUCAUGGCGACCAUCGUUCUUUAUUCCAUGAAUAGAACGGCGCAAAACACGGCGAGACUAUGCUUUUUUCCGUAUUCAACGCGAGCUUCCAUAGUGGACUCGCGCAUAUCUUUCUUCAAUAACACUUCGGUCCGCAGGUUAACUCCGCUUCCGGGAGCGAGAUGGGUUCCCAAAGCUACUGGAGUGCAGUUCAUGUCCAAUGGGACUGCAGGCAAAACGGCAACCGGACGAACCAGGAGAAGCGCCCUGCUGUUUGCUGGAGCAGCGGCGGCAGUGUUGGGUUUUGUGGCUAGCGCUAGUCACUUUCAGCGGGCUGAAAUGGCAACCAUGAUCACCAAAACCGAGGAGACGGAGAUAUCGGAGAAAUGCAAGAAGUUCAUGUCUCCGCCGUGUACUGACGUCAAAGUGCUGGAGCAGAAGAAAGAGGAAAUGUGCACGAGGAUGGAGAUGCUGAUCAUGGAGACUCAGGCGGAGUUCUGCAGAGCGCUCGAGGAGGUGGACGGCGGCAUGUUCAAAGUGGACAAGUGGGAACGGAAAGAAGGUGGCGGGGGCAUCAGCUGUGUGCUGCAGGAUGGGAAGGUGUUUGAGAAGGCCGGGGUCAACGUGUCCGUGGUGUUUGGGAACCUGACCGAGGAGGCCGCCAAGCAGAUGCGCAGCAGAGGGAAGGUUCUCCGGGGGAAAGAUGGCAUCCUGCCAUUCUGUGCCAUGGGUGUGAGCUCAGUCAUCCACCCCAAGAACCCCCACAUUCCCACAGUGCACUUCAACUACAGAUACUUUGAGAUAGAAGAAGAAGAUGGCACUAAACAGUGGUGGUUUGGUGGCGGUACAGACCUGACUCCUACCUAUGUCAAUAAGGAGGAUGGCGCUCACUUUCACAACAGUCUGAAGGAGGCCUGUGAAAAACAUCACCCCAAGUACUACCCCGACUUCAAAAAGUGGUGCGACCGGUACUUCUACAUCCGCCAUCGUGGCGAGACGCGGGGCAUCGGUGGCAUCUUCUUUGACGACCUGGACUCUCCCAACCAGGAGGAGGCGUUCAGCUUCGUUAGGAGCUGUGCCCAGACCGUGGUGCCCUGUUACCUGCCCAUCGUCUACAAACACCUCAAUGACCCCUUCAGCCCAGAGGAGAAGGACUGGCAGCAGGUGCGGAGAGGCAGGUAUGUGGAAUUUAACCUGGUGUAUGACAGAGGGGUGAAGUUUGGACUGGCCACCCCAGGCUCCAGGAUCGAGAGCAUCCUCAUGUCUCUGCCCCUCACAGCCAAGUGGGAGUACAUGCAUGAACCUCCUAAAGGUUCCCAGGAGGCCGAUACGCUGGAGGUGUUACGAAACCCCAAGGAGUGGGUCUGAAAUGGCCGUUGCCGUGGAGAUACCAACCUGACUCAGCCUUCAGAACAGGAGCCGACAUGAGCUGUUGACUGGAACAGGCGUCCGUCCCUUUGACUGCUUUGUCAUUGGCCAACUCACCGCUGAUGUGAUUAGCUAGUUGUUACUGGAAAAUGCACACCUGCCUUUAUUUAUUUUGCUGUCUGUUUCUUAUUGCUUGAUAUAAUAUUGUCUGUGUCAGAUAAGCCUUAACACUACCAUUUAAAUGUUUUAUCCAGAGUGACUUACAGGAACAAUUUGGGCUAAGUGCCUUGUUCAAGGGCACCUAGGUGAUUUCAAACUAGUGACCUUUUCGGUAACUGGCCCGACACCGCUACCCCUUUGCCUUCCGCCCGACUGCUUCAGUUAAUAUUUCCUGUGUACCAACUGGUUGCUCUGCUAGUAUAUUUUUCUCUCUAGCUACAGUCUGAGAGCCCUCUUGGUCUCCUGUUGGGGAUUAAUCUGAAUUAGUUGGGUAACAUAGAUAGGAUGUUUUAUUUUCAUGAUAUGCUUAUGAGUUAUUUCUCAUAAGAAUGUAUUUUGUUGUACUAUAGUGGUGGCCAUUGGCAGUUAUCUGUCCUCUGUCAGGACUAAGUUGCUUGGGCCGCAGAGAGGGGAGAGGUCAAGGUGUCAUCAUGUGUAAACAUAUCUUUUAAACCAUGUGAAGAGAUGAUUGAUGAACCAAUUAUCUCUUUGCUCCACUGUGUCUGUGUGCCAGUCACUCCCUACUUUUCCCAUCGGGGAGAGGAGGAUGGCAGUGUCUGGAACCAUUCUAUGUUCCCUCUCUUGUUGCCCCUAUCUUGACCUAGAGGCUCACUUUCCUCUCCGUGAGCUUGUCCAGAAUUGGUUGUAUUUAGGAUGGAGUAUCUCAAAUGACAAUUUGAGAUAUAUCAUUGGGAGGGGGUAAUGUCUUGGUACCAUUUUGUACCAAGGACGAUAUAAGAGCUUUGUUUAGGAGACCAAACUGAACGAUAAUUUAUAGCCAAUUUUGUCUGGCUAGGGGAUAUUCCUCUCUGAAGUAAAGUCUUUCUUUGUGAAAGUUCCUAAGACCUGUGGUUUGUCAUGUCAACUAGGGGGGGUGGAUCUUUGCUAUAAAGGAUCCCAGAUGCCAUUAUGUUGAGCACUCUCAACUUUUCAUUAGAGAUACUGAACUGUUGAAAGUCAAAAUGCUAUUGCAAAAGCUGAAUUAUUAUUAAAGGUGAAGAUUAAGCAUAACUCUGACUGGUGUGUGAUUUGCUCUCAUCAUUUGGUAAUUAAGGAAAUUUCCACGACAUUUGGCGACGGGGAUGGGAUGUGAAUCUUCACUCGGUGACCGCUUCUGAUGACCUAGGUAAUCGUGCACAAGGGAUCCCUCAAACUCGGGAUCUCAGGGAGACCACACUUCGAGAACGGAGCAGAUGGACCAACCUAAGAUUGGAGAGGCAGCGAGCCGAGUGGAUACCACAUCCCGAACAUAGUACAAAAAAGGUGAAAUGAGCAAACCACACUUGAAGUUGAGUUGGAUAGGACUUAGAGCUUGGUGAAGCCCUAGUGGAAGAAGGACCUCAUUCUGUGUGUCUGUGUGAUUGUCUAAGUGACCCUCAGAGGUGGUGAAUUCCAAUUAUUUGUGUGCUAGCCAGGUAUGCCCUGGGUUACUCUGUGUGAGUAUUUUGUAGGAGCAUUCUGUGUGGGCGCGGUAGGUUGACUCUGUGUGGGUUACCUUUUUAUGUUCUGAUGUUCUGUGUGGACAUCUGACCAGUUCUGUGUGAGCAUCUGACCAAUCCUGUGUGGGUGAUCAGUAAAAUUCUGUGUGAAGUACUUAAGGAAUUCCUGUUGUAACUGUUUUUCCUCUCCCUGUGUGUGAGAUUGUGUGUGUGUGUGUGAGACUAAGGAGCCAUGGGCGCGCACAAAGAACCAGGCAUUCCGGGCCCUCCUACUGGAGCCUUGAAGGUUAUGGUAGAUAAAUGGGGUAGGGAUAUUCUGGAACAGGUACUUCUAUGGCAUAGAGAGGGUGGUUUUCCUUUGACAGGGGCACUAAGUGUGACGCUGUUAGAUGAGAUAAGACAGAGAUUGGUAGAGAAGGAAGGUAAACUAGGAAAAAAGGAUCAAAUUGACUGGGUGAAAUUCAGGAAAUGGGAAAGGGAAGCUGACAAACGGAAGAAAAGACAGGACACAUUUCGGGGAAAACCCUGUCAGAAUAUGGUAGUUCAGACUGAGGAAGGAGAAAAGAAGGGGAAAGAUGAAACAGUGAGAAGGAAUAGGAAGGAUGAUGAUGACAGAGACUGUCCCCCUCCCUACUGUAUUCCUCAAACUCUCUACCCAGUGUUGCCGGACAUCCCUCCUCCUCAGCCGCCUCCUGCUGAUCCGCUGGAUGCAAGACUACUACAACCUGCAACCCCACCCCCUGUCUCUCCCAACACCACGGUGAUUGAUCGUCUGGCACGGAGCCUGGCUGAAGUCCUGACAGGGUCUGGAGUGACUCCGGCCAGUCUCAGUGGGGGGAGCACGCCAGAAGGGAAAAAAAAUCAACAAUCCUUUUCUCAAGGCUCCUCCACUCAGCUCCAGUGAGGAUGGAGGGGCACCCCAUCUGACUCCCCCGUUGAAGGACCGUCUACGGACCAGGACGGAGAGGCGUGUCUCUACCCCCUUCCCAUACAACCCAGCAUCAGACAUGUAUCAUCAAUACCCUCUGAUGGCCUGCCCUAACCCUCAGCCUCGACCUGAUGAUGCUAAUGCUGCUGCCGCCGCAGCAUGGAACCCCAUUGUGUAUGUCCAGAGGACGUGGAGACAUGAUGAAAUCAAAGACAUUGUAGAGGACCUACCAGACCCAAGUAAGGACGCUGUGAAAUAUUCAGCAGAGAUGAGGGUAUUGGUGGGUCAGUACAAACCAUCUGCUGCUGAGAUAGCCCAUAUCUGUAAAAAGAAACUGGGACUCAGGUGGGCGGAUGUACAGGGACAGUUUGAUUACAACUACCUGUGGGCUGAGAAUGGCGCAUAUCAGGACCAGAUAACGGCGCUGCUGGCCAGGAUUGUGGAGAUGUAUCCAACUAAGACUGACUGGACUGCUAUCAGAGAAUGCACUAUGAAGAAAGAUGAGGGCCUGGAGGCUUUCAGAAAGAGAAUUGAGACCUGUUUCAGGCUACACAGUGGUAUCAGACCAAACGAACAUGCAUAUGGGGAUCUGCUGAAAGACGCCCUGGUGAGGGGUCUGACACCGGGCCUGGAGAAAGCUGUGAGGACUACCUGCAUCAGUUGGGAGACUGAACCAUUAGCAAUGGUGGUACAGCACUGCAAGCAUGCUGAGAGACAACAAAGUACUCAGAAGGAAGAAAAAAUAAAGAAAAAGUAAAGACACAGAAACUACAGGCUGCUCAGAUGACGUUUUACCAGGGAGCAGCCCCAGCAGGGACAGGACGAGGGGGUGGAGUGCGCAGGUGCUACAACUGUGGGAAGCCGGGUCAUUUUGCUGCUGACUGCUCCGAGCCAACGAAUCCACAGAGGAACAAAGGCAGGGGCGGACCAAGAAGAGGGGCCCGAGAGGAGGGGGCAAGAAGAGGAGGAAAAGGAGCACAUGCAUGGACAGCCCCAUUCCAACAACAGCCGUGGCAGCCACCUCCCAACCAAUGGCAGGUCGGGCCACCUCACGGGGUCCAGCAACAGCUCCUUGUGGGGACAACAAGGAGUCCCUCCAGGCAGAGGACAAACUGGAGCCUGGCAGACGGGGCCGCCGGCACAGACGACCCUGUACAAUCCAGGACAGGGGCAGGAGGAGAAGUAUUGACAUGAUGAGAAGACAGGGACAGUUGUGCUAAAAUCCUCAGAGCAACAAGAGCAUUUGUUUUUAAAGUGUCACACCCUUCCGAGAGUAGAGGCAACAGUGGAGGCUUGCGUCAAUGGCUAUUUUCCCCAGGGUGAAAGCGGCUCUACCCCAGCCACUGGUGGGGAUCCUGCACAAACUUCAACCAGGUGACUGGGUGGUGGUGAAAGACCUGAGACGAAAGCAUUGGAACCAGCAGAGGUGGACUGGACCAUACCAGGUGAUGCUGAUUACCCCCACUGCUGUUCGCGUAGCUGAGAGUUCUACUUGGAUCCACGCCAAUCACUGCAGGAAGGUGCCAUACUGCCCACCAGACCCUGAGGAUGGAGGACCAGAGACACCGACUAGAUGGGAGGAUCAGGCCCAGACUCUACGCAUAAUGUUUCUUGCUCUGGUCUUGAGCCUUCUCAUUACAGUUGCCAUAUGGACAGUGACUCAAGGACAACCGGUCCUGGAAAGACAACAUGGUACGGACUCGACUGAUAACCAUUCAGUCCCACUGCGGGACUUAAAUAGCAGCCACUCCAGCUCGAGCCAACGGCAGGCUCAGGACAGGAGUCCAGCAAACAAUAGCCGCUCCCAUAUCGAAAGAAGAAGAAGGUCAAUGCAUCCACUGGAUGAGGAAUCACGAGGGAAACACUUGGUGGUCACUGCUUAACUAUACAGUAAAGAAGAAAUACCUCCUGUUAUGUAUGUAGCUUGUUUCCACAUUCAGCGAUUUCCCCAUUCUUACAGUGUUCAGUAGAGGUCAGCAUUAAUGUGCACUAGAGGUGCUCUUGUCCAAUGAGAACACAGGUGGUCAACCUUCACUAGGUAGAACUCUGAGGGAUAAAUGCAUUAAUGGUAAUUUGUCAUCAUCAAAAGAUUUACGGGGGGGAUUUGAUUGUUCACAUUGGUGUAGUAGAAUCAUCUUAGAACCUAGAUCCCGUGUACCAGAACCUAUUCAAGUCCAACCCCGGCGAACCCCAUUUAGGACCUGUCAUUGUCACAAUCCAAGCAAUAUUUCCAUACCACAAUUGAAUGAAUCCUUUCUGGGAAUGUCAACAUGUGUCAAUUAUAGUGUUUUCCCAAUAGGAUGUAGCUGGAAGAAGGGAACAUGCAGCUCUGGAUACCCCAUUAGACUGAGGGUGGGACACACCAUUAUUGAUGCUGAAACUGACUAGCUUUCUCAUCAAUUUGGCUCGGCAACAUUUACUGAUCAUUAUUGGAUUUGUGGUGAUAAAGCGUAUCUCUACCUACCCACAAAUUGGACCGGGUGCUGUAUUUUUGGUAAACUAAACAGCUCCCUUGUGGUAAUGCAUAAAACUAAUUCCUCUAUUCCAAGCAGGUUAAGACUAAUUAAGAGGGACAUCUCGCAAUACAAUAAUGUCCCUAGUGACUCUCGACGAUCCUCGAAAUUGGAAAAGUUCUGGCGCGGUUUAAUCCCCUGGUAUGGGGCAUCGGAGAAUGCACAUGAGUUGGAUAGGCUAGGAUAUAAUUUGGAAUCCCUGGUAUAUUUGACCACUGCAGGGUUUUCUAUGAUAAGACCAGAAUUACAAGCCACUCAACUCAUGGCAAAACAAAAUAGAGUGGCACUUGACAUGUUGCUAGCACGUGAAGGAGGGGUGUGUCAAAUUAUAGAAGAUCACUGUUGUACAUUUAUACCCCAGGAAGAUGACAAUUUGACUAUUGUAGUGGAACAUUUGAAAGAGCUUAGGGAUGUUUUCGAAAGGGAACACCAGCCUGACAUCAACUGGAAUCCGUUAGGAUGGGUUCAGUCAGUGUUUGGUGCUUGGGCUGCGACCAUUUUCCACUGGUUCAUCUGUGGUCUAAUAUUACUGAUUGCUCUUGUUGCUAAUUAUCAUUUGUGUGAAGAAAUUGUUUAAUAAAGUGGUUGUUUUUCUUA